This is a messenger RNA of Mugil cephalus (flathead mullet), 3890 nucleotides long. RefSeq names its product integrin, beta 1a (gene itgb1a). Gene Ontology annotation, cellular component: integrin complex; cell surface; focal adhesion. The record is from RefSeq and is a predicted model, not a curated record. Gene Ontology annotation, biological process: integrin-mediated signaling pathway; cell migration; cell-matrix adhesion. Bases 289 to 2700 code for a protein of 803 amino acids. Gene Ontology annotation, molecular function: fibronectin binding; integrin binding; collagen binding involved in cell-matrix adhesion. The transcript is spliced from 17 exons. Lineage: Eukaryota; Metazoa; Chordata; Actinopteri; Mugiliformes; Mugilidae.
CUCUGCCUCCGCUUUCCUCCACUUCAGACCGAGGAGAAGAGGUGAGCCUGUGAGCCGCUGCAGCUUUACCGUUUCCUUUUUUCUCCAGCUUUUGAACUGUUCGCCCCGUCUGGUUUCGGCAAGACACGGCGUUUAAAGUGUUUCUGUGCGAAGGGGAAGCUGGAGGAGGAAUGAGAAAUCUCCUGUGACUUUUCCGUGGAGAAAGUGGCCCCCGGUGCCAACAGGGCAGAGUGACUGUCAUCCCAUCGGUCCGCUGCUGUAUGUGGCCUCGGAAAUAACAGCACCAAGAUGGACCUCAAGUUGAUCUUGAUAUGUACGUUGCUGGGAGCUGUUUGUUACUGUAACGCUCAAAAAGAGGGGAAUGAGUGCAUCAAUGCCAACGCGAAAUACUGCGGGGAGUGCAUCCAGGCUGGAGCCAAAUGUGGCUGGUGUACAGAACCGGACUUCCUGCAACAAGGCGAGACCGUGUCGACCCGCUGUGAUGAGCUGGAGUCUCUGAUCAACAGGGGCUGUCCGAAGGACAUGAUUGAGAACCCACGCGGAGAACGGAAGGUCCUCAAGGACAAACCGGUGACCAAUCGCAAGAAGGGAGCAGAGAAAUUGAAGCCAGAGGACAUCACCCAGAUCCAGCCCCAGAAACUCAGACUCACCCUUCGAUCUGGCGAGCCCCAGACUUUUAACUUGACGUUCAAACGAGCAGAAGAUUAUCCCAUUGACCUGUACUACUUGAUGGACCUGUCCUACUCCAUGAAGGAUGAUCUGGAGAACGUCAAGAACCUGGGAACCAGUCUGAUGCAGAAGAUGGAGACGAUCACCUCAGACUUCAAGAUAGGUUUUGGCUCCUUCGUGGAGAAGACAGUCAUGCCUUACAUCAGCACCACCCCGGCCAAGCUGCUCAACCCAUGCACGGGCGACCAGAACUGCACAAGCCCGUUCAGCUUCAAGAACGUCCUGAAGCUCACAAGUGACGGCAAGAAGUUCAACACCCUGGUGGGCCAGCAGCACAUCUCUGGAAACCUGGAUUCUCCUGAGGGGGGCUUUGACGCCAUCAUGCAAGUGGCUGUGUGUGGGGAGCAGAUAGGCUGGAGGAAUGUGACUCGUCUGCUGGUGUUCUCCACUGAUGCCGGCUUCCACUUUGCUGGAGAUGGUAAACUGGGCGGCAUCGUUCUGCCUAAUGAUGGAAAAUGUCAUUUGGAGAACAACAUUUACACAAUGAGCCACUAUUAUGACUAUCCCUCCAUUGCUCACCUGGUUCAAAAGCUGAGCGACAACAACAUCCAGACUAUAUUUGCAGUCACAGAGGAGUUCCAGCCUGUUUACCAAGAGCUGAAAAAUCUGAUUCCAAAGUCUGCGGUGGGCACACUGUCUGCCAACUCAAGCAAUGUAAUCAACCUCAUUAUAAAUGCCUACAAUUCUCUCUCGUCUGAGGUUAUUCUGGAGAACAGCAAACUUCCAGAGGGAGUGACUAUUGCGUACACGUCCCGCUGUAAGAAUGGAGUCGUCAGCGAGGGUGAAAAUGGACGGAAGUGCUCCAACAUCUCCAUUGGAGAUGAGGUGACAUUUAGCAUCAGCGUGACAUCUAAGGGCUGUCCAAAAAAAGGAAAGCCCGAGACUAUCAAGAUAAAGCCUCUGGGGUUCACAGAGGAGGUGGAGAUUACCCUCCACUUCAUCUGUGAGUGUGAGUGCCACAAGGACAGAAUCGAGAACAGUGAUCGCUGCCACUUUGGGAAUGGGACCUAUGAGUGUGGAGCCUGCAAGUGUAAUGAAGGCCGUGUUGGCAGACAGUGUGAGUGCAGCAGCAACGACGUGGCUACAGAGGACAUGGACCGGACCUGCCGCAAAGACAAUGGUACCGAUAUCUGCAGCAACAACGGAGACUGUGUCUGUGGCACGUGUGAGUGCAAGAAGAGAGACAACCCUGAGGAGAGGUACAGCGGCCAGUACUGCGAGUGUGACAACUUCAACUGUGACCGCUCUGGAAACAAACUUUGCGGAGGGCAUGGACGCUGUGAGUGCAGAGUGUGCAUCUGUGACCCCAUGUGGAGCGGCACUGCUUGUGACUGUUCUGAGGACGAAACACCGUGUAUGGCCAAAAACAAGCAGAAGUGCAACGGUAGAGGAGAGUGCAUCUGUGGCACGUGCAAGUGUAAUGACCCCAAAUUCCAGGGACCCACAUGUGAAACCUGCCCCACCUGUCCAGGAGUCUGCGCUGAACACAAAGAGUGUGUUCAGUGCCGCGCGUUUGGCACCGGCGAGAAGAAGGAGACGUGCGAGAAAGAAUGCGGGGACUUCACUCUGUUCACAGUGAAGGACAGGGAAAAGCUGCCCCAGCCCAAUGACGCUGCCUACCCCGUGAUGCACUGCAAGGAGAGGGACGCUAACGACUGCUGGUUCUACUACACCUACGCUGUCAACAACAACACGGAAAAGGAGGUCCAUGUGGUGGAGACGCUGGACUGCCCCUCCGGUCCUGACAUCACCCCCAUCGUGGCGGGCGUAGUCGCCGGCAUCGUCCUGAUUGGCCUAGCCCUGCUGCUCAUCUGGAAGCUGCUGAUGAUCAUCCAUGACAGGAGAGAGUUUGCCAAGUUCGAGAAGGAGAAGAUGAACGCCAAGUGGGAUACGCAAGAGAACCCCAUUUACAAGAGUCCAAUCAAUCAGUUCCAGAACCCUCACUAUGGACGUAAAGCUGCUGUCCUUUAAGGCGAAAAUCCGAUCUACAAAAGUGCUGUAACAACCGUGGUGAAUCCCAAAUACGAAGGCAAGUGUUAGCGUGGUAGCUUUCAAAGAACUCUCCUAUCAAGUAUCUGACGGCUGCAGUUUUUACAGCAAGUUUUGGGUCUGACCAGAGCACAUGGUGGAAUUUAUGUGCUUUGUUUUUUGUUUUUUUGUUUUUUUUCUUGUUGCUUUAUCAUUAUAAUGUAUCAUUUGGCCACUGCAUCUGUAUUUUUUACUAACACUUAUGAUUUCUAUGUAUUUGUUUCAUUUUAGAUGUACAGUAUACAGUAUGUGUAUAUACUUUUAAGUUGCAUAUUUGCAGAAGUUGAUGAUAUUACGGUAUUUUUUCUCCUGCUGCUGGACUGGUAAAGGCAGAGAAUUUCGCUUUUUUUUUAAAGUGCAUAAUAUAGAUAUAAAUAUAUGUAAAUUCUUCAGCUUCUGUCACACACUCUCAUGUCUAUGUUCGUCCCUCUCCUUCAUCUCUCUCUGUGCACUGACUUCCUGUGAGUAUCCUGUGAGUUUGUUCCAGAAAGGACCCUGAGCUUAAUGUGUAAAUUGUCAGCCAUAGCAGCACAUUAUGUUUGAUGUGUGUGUAUAUAAAGAAAACUGCAAUAUGAAGGGUUGAAUAGUAAUGAGCAUUCGACUUAGAUUGGACAAUUAAGUUGAGUCACAGUAAAAAAAAAAAAAAAAAAUCAGUGGUUGUAAAUGUAGUUUUUUUAACUGAAGCAUAGAAACAUCCGCUGUUUAAGAUUUUUUCCACUCUUAUUGAGUACUGUUGUAAACAUACAAGAUAACGGUAAGUAUCAGCUACUAUCAUUUAUAUUGUUGAUAUAUUAUCACUAAAUGGAUUGUGUACCACUUGUUUGAAAUUGUGAAAUUGUAGCGAUGAUGAACAAUCAAAGGAUUUGUAUAGUUAGGAAACAAGUAAGAGUUUAGGUAAUUAGAUAUUACGCUGUUUGCUAACUGCAGUACCUUACAUGCUCAUUCUCAGGUCCUUCCCUGUGUCCCUGUCAAGUACACCAAAAAUAUGUAUUAGUGUCGGCUUGUUCACUUGACCGGUGAGCUCAUUCAUGUGGGUCAGUUGUGUUAGUUUCGAUGUUUUUUAAACUGUAAGACUGAAAGUGUCUGUUGAAUUGUCACAUCACAUGAAUCACCUCUGAAAUGUUUUCACACAC